ACACAUGGUUACCAUCACCGAGUGAUCACUUGUUCGAUUCGAGCGUGAAUCACUCUUGACGUACAGUCGAGUUUUCCAGUAUUAGCUUGAAAUGGGAAUAAACUGUCAUCAACUAGGUUUUUCAAAGGAGAGGUAUUUUGCAACAAGGCAAGAUAAUCUAUGUUAAACUGUUCGAAACCUAACACCGCCACUUAUUUGACUGCAGUAUUCUGACCGGAAGGUGCAAGCAGGAGUAAUUAUUGUACCAAAGUGACUUGGCAGUUCCUUGUAGUAUGGAUCCUCAACGAAAAAGACUUCAGCACAAGGAUACCUUGAACUGGAGGACUCCUCCAAGUAUUUCUCCGCCAAGUCCAUGCGGACCUUCCUCGCCUCAAUCGCCUCCUCCACUGGUAGUGAGAGGCAAGAGUCUUUCGCUAAAUAGGGUUGGCGCUCCCGCGCUAUUACCAAUCCGCGAAACCCCGGCUAAGGAAUUAUCUAAAAGAGGCCGAAAACAAAGACUUUUGCUCUCCCAAGCAGGGAACCUCGCUUUGAAACGAAGGGAGACGUCUCCAGACUUUAACAAACUUGAAGCUCGACUGAAACCUAAGCGAGGUCCUUUGCCAAUGAGAAUGAGAGCAUUACCUCAGUCAUUCUGGCAAGAACCAAAGAACAUUCAGAACAGCUCAAUGAGCACAGAAGGAACACUAUCAUCAUUACCACCAUUAUUUCACAAUGCCAACAAUACAAGUUAUGAUGUUAGUAAAGUAAGACCAGUGACUCCUCCAGAGGAGAAGUGUUUGCCAAGACCUCCAAAGGAACCAAAACUUGUAAUAACUUCUCCACAAGAGCAGCUGUUAAAACUAUUUGAGACAGUAGAGGAGGACAAGACUAAGAAAUUUGUGAUCAGAAGAGGAAGACCUAGAAGAGUACAAUCUGAUUUAACACCAUGCCAACUUCCAAAAUUGGAAGAGGACCCAUGCAUGAUGACCAGCCUGGCAGAAAAGUUGUUUCCUCAGCUUUCCCUUGAAAACAACAAGCAGACACCAGGAGCAAACACAUCACUCUCUUGUGUGUCAGUCCAUGAUGGUGACAAGUCUGUAACACUACCUUCCUUGAAUGUUGAGCAGAAUUACUCUCAGAUGUUAUCUGAAAUUGUGGCUCACUUUUGAAAGUUAACAUGGAGAGCUAAGAGAGUGUUAAUCAGUUUAGAUCACAUUAAGAUCUGGAUUUGGAGCUCAUUGUUCAGUUCAGCAAGAAGUAAGGUACCCAAAACUCUUAUACAAAAGGUUGACUGACAGUAGACACCUGGAGGGUCUUUUAACAGGGAUUCUGAUCAAUAGUUAUAACAGUAGAGAGAGGUAUGGGUGCAGUAUCCCUGAGGAGUAAACUCGAGAACAUUUGGUACUAAAGGAAGUAAAAGAAAUUUAAGCUGUAUACAAAGAUGCUAUUUCCAUCAACCAAAUCCCUACAUUUGUGUACCUGAAAGUUUUCACACAGGCAAAUCUCUUGUUAUAUACAGGAAAGUGCUUAAUUGAUAACAAGGACUGAACAUAUGGUGUGCUUUUGUAACCAUGUUAAACAUAACAAUGGUUAAAAUAGUAUAUUAAAUUUAACUUAGAUAAAUGGGGACAAAUAGUGACCUAUUUUUAAAUUGCUGAACAUCAGGAUUCAACUUAUUUAUUUUCGUGGGAAAAAGACACUGGUAGACUGUCAAUACACACCAGCCAAAAGCAAUAAUUCCUAAACAGUUGAAAAAUGAUGUCCAACAAAUUCUGAGCAGUAGGGUGGUUAACUAUAUGUAUUGAAUAAAUUUAGUGCUACAAUUCCUUAAGGGUUCUUCAAAGUUUGAUGAGAAAAUCAUCCUUUUGUCAGAAUAAAAAAAAAGACAAUUUGUUUAAGUGAUAAGGUAAAUAUUUCAAUCAAUUAUAAUAUCCAAAAUAUCCCAUCAUGUUCGCUGAGAUUGGAAGAACAAUACAUUCUGAGUUUACAAUAACGUAACACAAAACAUAUACCAGCAAUAUCCCACAUUAUGCAAUGAGAAUAAACAAUUCAAGUGAAUUGCUUUUGUUCAUAUCCAAUGGAUAAAGAUUAGCAUCAGAGAUCUCCUCUGAAAAAUUAUGAGUGUUCUUCAUUUUAUUUUGAACAAAAACAAAUAGUUAUUAGAUGACUACAUUUAUUUUUUACUAAAAUUGAUGUUCCAUAUGCUCUUAAGAUAAGUUUAAUAAGAAGCAUUAUGUUGCACAAGAAAAAAGAAUUUCUACUACUGCCAAACAAAUAAAAUUUCUGCUGGUGCACUUCAGUCUCUCAAUAUUAAAGUAUAGUAGAACUUUUCUAACUUGAUCUCCAAAGGGAAACAAGAAAUGGAUUGAGUCAGCUGAUAGUUAAUGCUUGGAAAAAUGGGUCAAGGGAAAUCAGAUCUUGUUCGAGUUACCAAGAGGUUGAGUCAACUGAGUUUGAAAUAGUGGGGUUCCCCGUUAAUCUUAUCAUCAAUUAAUCAGUUACUUUUAAAAGCGUGACUUAUUUCGUGCCUUAACCAGAUUGAUAAUUUUUGUUCCAUAAGAAAAAGCUAUGUUAUUAGAUUUAUUUAAAUAAUUUCCACUCAAAGGGUUAAUGAAUUGAAGUUAGUUAACCAUGCAAAUAUUACUAGCUACUCCCAGUGGUGUAAAAUGAUAUAUUAGGGUGGGAUAGAAGAGUGGGGUGGCUGUAGAAGUUGUUGUAUAUAUAAAUAUAGUAAAUACUACUAAAUAUGUUUGUAAAUAAAGAAAUACUCUUCCCUCAA
Molecule: messenger RNA, 2758 nt
Organism: Stylophora pistillata
Lineage: Eukaryota; Metazoa; Cnidaria; Anthozoa; Scleractinia; Pocilloporidae
Source: RefSeq, a predicted model, not a curated record